CGGGGGAGAGCGCGCUAGCGCGCUGAGCAGAGAGCGGGAGGCGUCGCACGGCCGCGAGGCCCCGGAGCCGGCCCAUGGGGAGCGUGCGCCCUGCGCCCGCCAAUACGACCGCCUGCGCCCGACCCGGCCCCAGCAGCCCAGGGACCCCCUCUAGGAGAGCCCCAUGAGGGCAGGAGAGAAAUGGAGAGCACGCCCAGCUUCCUGAAAGACAGCCCAGCCUGGGAGAAGACAGCCCCUGAGAAUGCCAUCCUGGGUCAGGAGCUGGAGUCACCACCUGGAGAUGGCCUGCGGCAGGGAGCAUUUUGCCUGGGAGAGCCCACUCCCUUCUGGAGGGGUGUCCUGAACUCCUCAGACUCCUGGCUGCCCCCUGGCUUCUCCCAAGGCCCCAAGGACGUGCUCCCACUGGUGGAGGGUGAAGGCUUCUGGAAUGGGGAGAGGAAAGCUGGUUGGAUGGGUGGCAAGGAGGGGCUGCGAUGGAAGGAGGCCAUGCUUGCCCACCCACUGGCCUUCUGUGGGGCUGCCUCUCCACCUCGCUAUGGGCCUCUGGUUCCUGAGCAUAGCAGUGCCCAUGCCAAGAGUGAUCCUGUGGCUUUCCGGCCCCUGCACUGCCCCUUCCUGCUGGAGACCAAGAUCCUGGAACGAGCUCCCUUCUGGGUGCCCACCUGUUUGCCACCCUACCUGGUGUCCAGCCUGCCUCCAGAGCGGCCGUGUGACUGGCCCCUGACCCCACACCCCUGGGUGCACCCAGGAGGCCAGCCCAAAGUCCCCUCUGCUUUCAACUUAGGCAGUAAGGGCUUUUAUCACAAGGAUCCAAGCAUUCUCAGGCUCACAAAGGAACCACUGGCAGCUGUGGAACCUGGGCUGCUGGGCUUAGCCCCCAGUGGGCAUCUCCAGAGAGCUGGGGGCAUAGAGCGCCCUUCACUCCUCCACAGAGAUGGAGAGACAGGAGUUGGCAGGCACCCAGACCUCUAUCCACUUCUGGGACCUGCAGACACUGUUCCCCAGGCCCCUUGGCCCACUUGUCCCACAGGCCUUGUUCAUACUCUUAGCAACGUCUGGGCUAUGCCAGGGGGCAGGAGCCUGGGGUGCCAGCUGGGGCCUGCAGCCACGUCAAGCUGUCCCUCUCCUGGGCUUCCUGCCGCCCAAGUGGCUUGUUGCUCAUCCCACCUAUCAGCUAGAGCUGGAGGUCUCAGCCCUUGUGGGAAGUGCCAGGAGGACAUGGGCACCAGUGGAUCCAGCGAAUCCAGCGAGGAGGCAAGCAAGGCCCCUGCUCCCAGGGCCUGCCUGCCCAGCCACCACACCAAGCUGAAAAAGACCUGGCUUACUCGACACUCUGAGCAGUUUGGGUGCUUAGGCAGCUGUGCUGGAGACGAGGAGAGCCCAGUUGCUCCACUGCGGGCACUCAAGAGGGCAGGCAGCCCUGAGGUGCAGGGAGCAGGGGGCGGCCCAGCUCCCAAGCGCCUAUCCAACCCUUUCCUGGGCAGUGCAGGGCAGGGGGCCCAAGGGUGGCAGGAGGUGCCAGAUUCAUCUUUUGGGAACCAGGCAGAGUCAAAGCAGCACACUGAAUGUUCAGGACCCCGAGAUGGCAGGGCCAGCCUUCAGGACCCAGGGCUCCGGGACACACCUAGCCUGGCUCCCCCCACUGGUGGCAUCACUCAGUGUCAAAACUGUGUCCAGGCAGCUGGAGAGGUGGGGGGACUGGUCUGUGAUGCCCAGCAGGUGCCCAGAUUGUCUCUUGGAGGAGAGCGACAGCAGGAGGAAGAGUUGUCAGCUGACUCAGAGGAGGGCAGAGGGACUGACCCGGAGGCCCCACUCAGUACAGGCCUCGCCAAGCACCUGCUAAGUGGUUUGGGGGACCGACUGUGCCGCCUGCUGCGGAGAGAGAGAGAGGUCCUAGCCUGGGCACAGCGGGAAGGCCAGGGACCUGCUAGCACUGAGGAUAGCCCAGGUGUUCCCUGCUGCUGCAGCCGCUGCCACCAUGGACUCUUCAACACUCAUUGGACAUGCCCUCGCUGUAGCCACCGCCUGUGCGUGGCCUGUGGGCGCACAGUGGGCGCUGGGAGGGCCAGGGAGAGAGCAGCCUCACAGGAACAGUCUACAGAGGAGUGUGCCUUGGAGCCUGGACACAGUGCCUGCUCCUUGAUGCUCACCCAGUUUGUCUCCAGCCAAAGUGAGCCAUAUUGGAAUGCUCUGGCAGAAUUGAGCACUGCAAUGCACCAGAUCUGGGUCAAGUUUGACAUCCGGGGGCACUGCCCCUGCCAAGCUGAUGCCCGCGUGUGGGCUCCUAGAGAUGGGGGCCAGCAGAAGGAGCCACCAGUGAAGAAUCCCCCACCUCCACAACCACCCUGCAAUGGGGACAUCAACAGGACCAAGGACACCAAAGAGGAGACCCCGGACUCCACAGAGGCACCAGCAGAGGAGCGUGCAGGCCGGGGGCCUCUGCCUUGCCCCUCUCUCUGUGAGCUGCUAGCUUCCACUGCAGUCAAGCUCUGCCUGGGACAUGAGCGGAUCCACAUGGCCUUUGCCCCCGUCACCCCAGCCCUGCCCAGUGACGACCGCAUCACCAACAUCCUGGACAGCAUCAUUGCGCAGGUGGUAGAGCGCAAGAUCCAGGAGAAAGCGUUAGGGCCAGGCCUGCGAGCUGCGCCAGGCCUCCGCAAGGGCCUGGGCCUGCCUCUCUCACCUGUGCGGCCCCGGCCACCUCCCCCGGGAGCUUUGCUGUGGCUGCAAGAGCCCAGGCCUCAGCAUAGCUUCCACCUUUUCCAGGAGCACUGGAGGCAGGGCCAGCCCGUACUGGUGUCGGGGAUCCAGAAAACAUUGCAGGCCAGCCUGUGGGGGACAGAAGCCCUUGGGUUACUUGGUGGACAGGUGCAGGCACUGACCUCCCUUGGGCCACCUCAGCCUGCCAGCCUGAGCACUGUGGUCUUCUGGGAGGGAUUCUCCCGGCCUGAGAUUCGCCCAAAGUCAGAAGAAGGUUCAGUUCUCCUGCUUCACAGAGCUCUAGGGGAUGAGGACACUGGCAGGCUAGAGAAUCUGACUGCCAGCCUGCCUCUCCCAGAGUACUGCACCUGCCAAGGAAAACUCAACCUGGCUUCCUACCUCCCGAUGGGCCCAGCCCUGCAUCCACUGGAGCCCCGGCUGUGGGCAGCCUAUGGUGUGAGCCCACACCGUGGCCACUUGGGGAUCAAGAACCUCUGUGUGGAGGUGACUGACCUGGUCAGCAUCCUGGUCCAUGCUGAAGCCCCUCUGCCUGGCUGGCACCGGGCACAGAAAGAUUUCCUGUCUGGCCUGGAUGGUGAGGGGCUCUGGUCUCCGGGAAGCCAGGCCAGCACCGUGUGGCACGUGUUCCGGGCCCAGGAUGCCCAGCGUAUCCGCCGCUUCCUCCAGAUGGUGUGUCCGGCUGGGGCUGGCAAACUGGAGCCUGGUGCCUUGGGCAGCUGCUACUUGGAUGCGGGGCUGCGGCGGCGCCUGCGGGAGGAGUGGGGUGUGAGCUGCUGGACCCUGCUACAGGCACCCGGAGAGGCUGUGCUCGUGCCUGCAGGGGCUCCCCACCAGGUGCAGGGACUUGUGAGCACAGUGAGUGUCACCCAGCACUUCCUGUCCCCUGAGACCUCUGCCCUAUCUGCUCAGCUCUGCCACCAGGGACCCAGCCUGUCUCCUGACCACCAGCUGCUUUAUGCCCAGAUGGACUGGGCUGUGUUCCAAGCAGUGAAGGUGGCAGUUGGAACACUACAAGAGGCUAAAUAGGGGGUCCCAGCUGUUGUGGGGGUUAGGUGUGGAGGGCAGGUGGACCAAGUGCUGAGGCCAAACACAACUGAGACUUAGGAACUGCUGCUCAAUGCCACAAGCACCAGUCUGGGCACAAGCAGGGCUCCCAUUCCUCACUCCUGAUCUGGCCCCCAAAGCCGAUGCCACCAAAACUCACACCUGCCCUCCACAAGAUGACAUCUGCCCUGCCCCUGCACCCCUUUCCAUGGUACCAGACCCACAUUGGGGGUGAUGGGCUCCCUCUCUCCCUGCCCCCCCCCCCAGCCCAGGAAACAAACAACCCUUCCUUGGGGGACUUUGAGAUCUCUCUGACUUAAGUACCUUCUGCUGCUCCCUCCCUGCCCGCUGUGCCACUUGUGUCCCAAGCUCUGCUUACACCACCCAUACCCUCCAGGCUCUUGGGUAGCCCCAGCACUGCAGGCAUUCUGGACAGAGGCUGUGGAACAAGUAUUUUAGGGAGGGGUGGCACCAGGGGACAGCACAGGCCUGACUAGGGACCCACUGGGGCAAUGCCAGCCCACCCCUACGCCUACCCUGCCUCCCUCCCUCAUGAUUUCCAUUAAAGCCUGUCAUUUUGUAAAUGCUGCCAUUGUGGUUGGCACUGCUCCCACAGGCCAUGUGGGCUGGGGCAGGAGGGGAGACAGAGCCUAGAGGGCUGGGGUGACAGGGCUGCAGACACCUGCUUUUCUCCUGGGGAGGCUGCCCCUGGCAGGGUAACUGACAAUGGCAGUGGGCAAGGCUAAGCUUGGGACCCAGUGACCAGGAGCCUUCCCUACAUGGGUCCAGCAGCAGACUCCCCAGAGCCCAAGUCUCUCAGCAAAGUGCAGCCCCUCACCUCUCCUGCCUGACCUGACCUGGAGCCAGGAAAGGUGACUCUGGAGGGCGUGGCCCAGCUGUAAGCCCCAGAGGCAGAGGCCUGACACAGCUGACACCCCCUCACUCCCCAGGGCCCUUGUGGGUAAGCUCUGCCCAGUCCCCUGCCUUGUACAUCUCAGCCCCAACAUGCUCCAAUUCUUGUUAUCCCUAAUUGCUCCUGUGGUGGUUCAGGGACUUUUUUAUGAAAUAAAACCUUUUUUAAAUUAUAAA
Molecule: messenger RNA, 4854 nt
Organism: Erinaceus europaeus (western European hedgehog)
Lineage: Eukaryota; Metazoa; Chordata; Mammalia; Eulipotyphla; Erinaceidae
Gene: HR
Product: HR lysine demethylase and nuclear receptor corepressor
Exons: 19
Coding region: 181-3747 (1188 amino acids)
Biological process (GO): regulation of transcription by RNA polymerase II
Cellular component (GO): chromatin; histone deacetylase complex
Molecular function (GO): chromatin DNA binding; histone H3K9 demethylase activity; transcription coregulator activity
Source: RefSeq, a predicted model, not a curated record